Molecule: messenger RNA, 2123 nt
Organism: Volvox carteri f. nagariensis
Lineage: Eukaryota; Viridiplantae; Chlorophyta; Chlorophyceae; Chlamydomonadales; Volvocaceae
Exons: 6
Coding region: 1-1713 (570 amino acids)
Molecular function (GO): site-specific DNA-methyltransferase (adenine-specific) activity; DNA binding
Source: RefSeq, a predicted model, not a curated record
AUGGUUUCAUCCUGGUCAGAGCAGGUAGAAUCGCUCGUGGAGCAGCAGUUCGAUUGGCCGCUGGCUGUGCAUCUAUGCCGGCCGCGGAGCGGUGGAGGCAUGGAACUGGAGCCUUCGGGGAGGGACAAGGCUUUCAUAGAUUCUCUCAUGGAGCAUGGGCUUCAGUCCGCAGCGGACAUCGCUCGGAGUGUCGGAACUCCUGUACCCUCGACUGCUCGCCGCGGGUCGAGCGAGGACAUGGCGAGGCGGAUCGCGGAGGGCCUUGACCAAACGAUGAACGGCGGGGAGAAUUGCGUGAACUUGGCGCUGGUGCACAAGUACCCUGUCAAUGCUGACGAGCCACCGCCGCUGGACCAGCGUGUAUUCAGUGUCAUCUCCGUCAAUGCCAACAAGGAUGGAUCCAUCGUGUAUGCAGCAGAGGCAGGCGGGUCCAGCGACCAGGCGGACGAACAACGGCAGCGACUGGGUUCUGGAGCCUCUGCAUAUGGCGCUAUGGGCUCGUCGGGUGCAGCCGGCAUCGACAUUGACGACCCCUGGGAGGGUGAUGGCAACGAUGCGGGUGUAGAGGCUGAGCCGGAGGAGCACGGCAUGUCUCCCGGGAGAGCACCGUACGCUGUUGCGCGUGCACGGACCCUCGGGGAAGCUGAGGCACGUGUCACCAUGGCCGCUGGUGGGUUUUUUGUGGAAGCCAGCUGUGCACUGCUGGAUAUCGCCGAGCAGCAUCUGUUUGAGGCGGAAGGGUACAAGUCAUUCCGCGCGUAUAUUCUUGAGAGGAAGUCGCUGGGGUUUGGGUACCGACAAGCGAGGGCAUGGGUGGCGGCUGCUCGUUUCAUCCGGUCUUUGCCACCUUCCAUGCCUGUGCCACAGUAUGAACGGCUGGUCCGGCCAUUGACACGAUGCGAACCAGGCGUGGCAAGGCUGGCCUGGGAACGUGUCUUAAGGUAUCAUAACGAGGAGGGACGGCGCAUGACUGCUGAGCUCGUGGUGUCGUGCAUCCAGGAGGUGGGAACAGCCAGCACUGUCGCACAGAGUGAUAGUGAGGACGAGAGUGGCAUGGCCGAUGUUGUCGCGCCUGUUACUGCUGUGUCAAGGGCUAACGGCCACGAUGAAGAUGCAGUCCCGGCGGGUAGCCGGCCUAUCUUUUUGCAGAGUGCAUCGGUAGAGUGGUACACUCCACAGUGCAUCCUAGAUAAAGUCGCAGAGAUGUUUGGGCCGGGGGGAAUUGACCUGGACCCGUGCAGCUCGGAGGCGGCAAACACUAGAGUUAAGGCCGGGCGCUUUUUUGAUGUGGCUUUGGAUGGCCUCAGUGAGGCAUGUAGGUGGGAGGGGAACGUUUUCGUCAACCCUCCUUUCGGUUCGAGGGGUGUGCUAAGCAUGCAGAACUUGUUCUUCGAACGGUGUGUGAAAGAGUAUCGACAAGGGGCUGUCAAACAGGCGGUGGUCCUGCUGAAGGCCGCUGUCGGGUACAAGUGGUUUAGGGCAGUGUUGGAAUGGCCAGUUUGCUUCCUGUGGGAGCGGCUUGCAUUUGUGCAGCCACAGCACACAUCCGUGGGAGAGGAGUCGGAGUUGAAAUGGGGCAGCCGUGUACAAAAUCCACACGGAAGUGUGGUAGUGUAUUUGGGUACCAAUGUGGACAAGUUUGUCCGGAUUUUUGGUGACAUAGGUUCGAUUGCUGGUGCCAACGCGUGGGCACACCAGAACUCGCCCCGCUGAAAUGCGGGUUUUAAUUCCGAGCGGGAAUCUGUACAUUACGCGCCACCAGUCGUUUGGGUUUACCCAAUAGAAGAGCGCACUUGUGUCGGUACAGCGGUGUGGUGUGUACGACACUCAUGGGCUAGUUUCAGAGCGUGCGUGUACAGGAGCAUGUACAGGAAGAUAGGUGUUUUGUUAUGAUUAUUUGCGGCAGCCUGUGGAAGCAGUCCCAUUGGACAUUUUAUGGGUGUGCAAGUUAGUGUUAUGUACAUAUGACGGGAUGUCAAGCGGACGGCAGGCUGUUGUUCUUCUUCUGCAUGGUUUCCGAGCAUGCAUACGCGAGCAUGCAUACGGUGGGACAGAGCGCUUGGUGCCAAGCAUGUUAAGCGAACGUUGCGAAAGCUGUGCGACGUGUAACAGUCGAGGAAAGG